AUGACCAGUUCUGCAGGUAGUUCGGACCCAGAUAUCCCCUAUGAAAGGAUCUCAUUGGAACAGGUUCAUGAAGAGAUUGGGUUGCCUUUACCUGCAGAUGCUUUCAGUGAAGAUUACGAAAAAGAUGAAACUCUGCAAGAUAAGCCUACGCAAGGGCAAAGCUUAAAUCAAGACGACUCUAAAUUGCAAGUUCCACUUUGCCUCGCCAUAGACAAUGCCAACUGUAUGCACCGUUCUCAUAUAAGGCACAUGGAGAACUUGAAAACUCAUUUGCAGAGCCUUUUACAAAUGUGGGGAGAUAAUACUGGGGUGAUUAGAUUAGAGAAUAUGGUAGAAGUAUGGAUGGCCAGAAUGGAUAAAAUUGCAGAUGCUAAUGUUUUUGAUAUCGAAUCUCUACUAAAGAAGUUUCAGCGGCAAGAGGAAAAUGCAAAGAUCGAAACCAAUGAGGUGAGAGGACAGAUAGAAAUUUAUGAAAAGAGAAUUCGGUGUCUAAGUGCAGAGUUGGAGCACAAAAAUGAGCAGAUUCAAUCCUUACGAAAAGAGAGAACGCUGUUAAAACGAUGGAUUCGUACUACUUACAAGCUGGUUCUCAAUUUUGGAGAUGCAUAUUGUAAUGACGGUAAAAUGACUCUUCGAAUGAAACAUAUCGUGGAGAGUCUAAAAGAUCCGAAGAACGCAGAUGUCAUUAACAUUCACCGGCAUCUCCUAACGGUUUUAAAGUCGAACAAUGAGAUUAAUUGA
Messenger RNA from Brettanomyces nanus, 741 nucleotides. RefSeq lists its product as uncharacterized. The transcript has a single exon. NCBI's taxonomy places the organism in Eukaryota, Fungi, Ascomycota, Pichiomycetes, Pichiales, Pichiaceae. The record is from RefSeq and is a predicted model, not a curated record. Bases 1 to 741 code for a protein of 246 amino acids.